UUUAUUCGACACGCGGAGAGCAUCUUGGGACCCGGAAGGAGGAGGUGGGAGCUCCUGCGUCCGGAGUGCUCGCAAACUCGCGUGGUCGGGGUGCGUGCUGCUGUUGAAAUCCUGCUCGUUGCUGAAGAACCAGGUCUGUGCGCAGAAGUCAGACGGCCGGGAUCCCCGCGGCGCUUUAGAACCUGAGACUGCAGGUGAGCCAUGGUGGGGCGAUCCCGGCGGCGCGGAGCAGCCAAGUGGGCAGCUGUGCAGGCCAAGGCAGGUCACAGCGCCGCGGACGAAGCUGAGGACGAUUUAGGGCCGCCACCCUCGCCAGGGGACUCCAGCUACUACCAAGACCAGGUAGAUGAUUUCCAUGAGGCGCGAUCCCGGGCAGCCUUGGCUAAGGGCUGGAGCGAAGUGCCGAGUGGGGAUGAGGAUGAUGGCGAUGAGGAGGAGGAGGUACUAGCCUUAGACAUUGAUGAAGACGAUGGAGAAGGAGAGAGUUCGAGUGAUGAGGAGGACGGUGAUAAUGAUGAUGAUGAUGGCGGGAGCUCCGUGCAGAGCGAGGGGGAGGCCUCUGUGGAUCCCAGCUUGUCUUGGGGUCAGAGGAAGAAACUUUACUAUGACACGGACUAUGGUUCCAAGUCCCGAGGCCGACAGAGCCAGCAGGAGGUGGAGGAGGAAGAAAAAGAGGAGGAGGAGGAGGCACAAGUCAUUCAGCGGCGCCUAACCCAAGUCCUGCAAGAGGACGAUUUUGGGGUCGCUUGGGUGGAGGCCUUUGCGAAACCAGUGCCUCAGACAGAAGAGGCAGAGACACGGGUCACGAAGGAUCUGGCUAAAGUUUCCGUGAAAGAGAAGCUAAAGAUGCUGCGAAAAGAAUCCCCAGAGCUCUUGGAGCUGAUAGAAGACCUCAAAGUCAAGUUGACAGAGGUGAAAGAUGAACUGGAGCCUUUGCUACAGAUGGUGGAACAAGGGAUCAUCCCACGUGGAAAAGGAAGCCAGUAUUUGAGGACCAAGUACAACCUCUACUUAAACUAUUGCUCCAACAUCAGCUUUUAUUUAGUCCUGAAAGCUAGGAGAGUCCCUGCCCAUGGACAUCCUGUCAUAGAAAGGCUUGUCACCUACCGAAAUUUGAUCAACAAGCUGUCAGUCGUGGAUCAGAAGCUGUCCCCUGAAAUUCGUCAUCUACUCACACUUAAGGAUGGUACAGCAAAGAAAGAACUGAUUCCAAAAGCAAAAUUGACCAAGGCCAAGCCAAAGUCUGCUUCAGAGACUUCUGCUCCUGCCUCCAGUGUUGGAGAACUUUCUGAUGAUUCUGAUUUUGAUGAAGCCUCACUGAAAAACUAUAAAGAAAUGGAAAACAGGCAAACACUGAAGAGAAAGAAUGAAGAAAAUGGCACUGAGGAACAGGUUCUUGAAGAUCAAAAUACCAAGAGAGCUAUUACCUACCAGAUUGCUAAAAAUAGAGGACUUACACCUAGAAGAAAGAAGAUUGACCGGAAUCCUAGAGUGAAACAUAGGGAGAAGUUCAGGAGAGCCAAAAUUCGAAGAAGAGGCCAAGUUAGGGAAGUUCGUAAAGAAGAGCAACGUUAUAGUGGUGAAUUAUCUGGCAUUCGUGCAGGAGUUAAAAAGAGCAUUAAGCUUAAAUAAAGUUUCUUUGCUUAGCUCA
Molecule: messenger RNA, 1651 nt
Organism: Lepus europaeus (European hare)
Lineage: Eukaryota; Metazoa; Chordata; Mammalia; Lagomorpha; Leporidae
Gene: UTP3
Product: UTP3 small subunit processome component
Exons: 1
Coding region: 202-1632 (476 amino acids)
Biological process (GO): maturation of SSU-rRNA from tricistronic rRNA transcript (SSU-rRNA, 5.8S rRNA, LSU-rRNA)
Cellular component (GO): nucleolus; small-subunit processome
Source: RefSeq, a predicted model, not a curated record